CUGACGAAUGUGUUUUUGUCAACGAACGAGAACGGAAAACGAUAUUCGACGAUGAGCAAAUGUUGCGUAAAAUUUCAUAAUUUUGACUGAUUAAAUAUACCAAUGUAAAUCUUUACUUAUGUAAUGAGUGAUAGCGAAGCUGAUGAACGCACUUGUCUCAUGUCUGGGGAAUCGACUGCACGUUUAUGCCCGCCUUCAAACGAGUCGACUAUGGAAGUAAUGGAACAAGAUUUAGAUGAAGAAACUAAUGAAGAAAUUGGAAGACUAAACAAUGUACGAAGACGUAACAUACAGCAACAAGACGAUGGCCAAAGUUCGUCUGAAAAUAAUUGUCGGAAUAGUGAUGAUGAUUACAAUGAAGAAGAGGAAUUGAAAUAUGGUUUUAAAAGUGUGAUGAUGCUAAUUAUUCCAGUAUCUCUCUGUUUGCUUGUCGUUGUUGCAACUGUUACAUCCGUCACAUAUUAUUCUAAAAAUUCAGGACAAUAUUUAAUUUAUACACCUUUCCACGAACAAGAUGGAAUCACAAAAACAGAAAAGGCCACUCAUGCUUUUCUCAAUGCUAUCAUAGUCAUUGCUGUAGUCUUGGCAAUGACAAUAUUAUUGGUUGUACUUUACAUCAAAAAAUGUUACAAGAUAAUAGCUGGCUGGUUGAUACUUUCCUCGUUGCUUCUGCUUUUCUUUUUUAGUUUUAUAUAUAUUCAAGAGGUUUUGAUGGUAUACAACAGGGCAAUAGAUUAUUUCACGUUGGCUCUAAUUAUUUGGAACUUUGGUGUUGUAGGAAUGAUUUGUAUUCAUUGGAAGGGUCCUCUUCUACUUCAACAGAUUUAUUUAAUAUUUGUCAGUGCAUUGAUGGCACUUGUGUUUAUAAAAUACCUCCCAGAUUGGACAACAUGGUUCAUUCUCGUGGCCAUUGCAAUAUAUGAUUUGUUUGCGGUGUUAUGUCAAGGACCUCUUCAAAUCUUGGUUCGUACGGCACAAGAAAGAAACGAGCCAAUAUUUCCUGCACUUAUAUAUUCAUCCACUGUGAUGUGGAGUGUUGGAAUGGCAGGUGGAAAUGAGGCAGGACAAAACACAAGUGAAAGAACAAGUCAACAUUCUUUUGACGAGACUUCAGUUGAAGGGGAUGGUGCAGCCCAAGAUGAAGCAAGUCAAGCAGCAACAGCAUUAGCUGCAAGGAGUGACUCUCAAAAUGACUCACUAGAAGAUGAGGAAAAGGGUGUAAAGCUUGGUCUUGGUGACUUUAUAUUUUAUAGUGUUCUUGUUGGAAAGGCUUCUUCAUAUGGAGAUUGGAAUACAACAAUAGCAUGCUAUGUUGCUAUUCUCAUUGGAUUGUGUUUAACUCUUCUUUUAUUGAUGAUAUUCAAACGGGCUCUUCCUGCCUUGCCAAUAUCAAUUGCAUUUGGACUUAUCUUUUAUUUUGCAACUAGUGAAUUGGUAAAACCAUUUGCAGAUGAACUAGCUAGCCAACAAGUGUUUCUAUGAUUUGGACAGUUUUGAUGUUUUGUUUCUGUAACUCUCACUAGAGUUUGUACAUUGAAUAAAAUUUCUUAUGUGAAA
This is a messenger RNA of Xenia sp. Carnegie-2017, 1557 nucleotides long. RefSeq names its product presenilin-1-like. Lineage: Eukaryota; Metazoa; Cnidaria; Anthozoa; Malacalcyonacea; Xeniidae. Gene Ontology annotation, biological process: protein processing. Gene Ontology annotation, molecular function: aspartic endopeptidase activity, intramembrane cleaving. Gene Ontology annotation, cellular component: membrane; nucleus. The record is from RefSeq and is a predicted model, not a curated record.